GCCACACCUGGAAUCCAGUAUUACGCCACUCUCUGUGAACGGUCACACUACAUCAGUCAUCAAAGCGGGUGUGGAUCGCUGUUGGUUUUGUGUUGUUUCAUUUUUUCGACGCUUUGAGUUCCCGAGUUAGUUUUAUUUACCUUUCUGUUGAUUAAUAAAAUGUGCAUGGCCCACUGAUAGCCAGAUCAGAUCGAUUUCAGUACUGAGCAAUGAUGUGGCACUUGCUGCACGCCCUGCUCGUAGUAGCCGCCGUCUUGGAUGCACUGCAACCGGCGGUCGGACAAAGCGACACCUACUACAACCCCAACCAAAACCAGCAGAGUUCCCAGCAGCCGCUACUGCCCAACCAGCAGUGGGGAAACAACCAACAGACGAAUCAGUAUAGCAACAACAACCAAAACAUUGGCCAAACGAAUCCCAACGAUCGCCCUCCGUACAGAACCGAUUCGGGGAGCUACAACGAUCUUGCUGGGCAAGAUGACUAUAAUAAACGAGUGGGAGGAGGCUACCAGGAUAACGAAGAGCCGAGUCUGACUCGGGGAAAGUCGUCCUAUAACAUCAAGGCCACCUUCCUGGAGUCGCUGCAUUCAAGGGAGCCCACAUACUUCAUUGUGGCCUCUCGAAUGGUCAGGCCUGGUCUAAUCUACCAGGUGUCUGUGUCCAUUCUUCAAGCUCAGUACCCGAUAACCGUUCAUGCUAGCAUCGCCUGCGAUGGUGUCCAAAUCAGCGGAGACUCUAAGAAUGUUAAGGAGGGCAUACCGGAGACGCUGCUCAUGAGGAUCCCACCAACCAGUGUGACUGGAAGCUAUAAGCUUCGAGUGGAAGGUUUCUACCAGAAUGUAUUUGGUGGCCUCGCCUUCCUGAACGAAACAAGACUAGACUUCUCCCAGCGUUCCAUGACGAUAUUUGUACAGACCGAUAAGCCCCUUUAUAUGCAAGGGGAAACUGUGCGAUUCAGGACCAUUCCGAUCACCACCGAACUCAAAGGAUUUGACAAUCCCGUGGAUGUGUACAUGCUGGAUCCAAACAGGCAUAUUCUUAAACGUUGGUUGUCUCGUCAAUCAAACUUGGGUUCCGUUUCACUGGACUACAAACUGUCGGAUCAGCCCACUUUUGGUGAAUGGACCAUCCGUGUUAUUGCUCAGGGACAGCAGGAGGAGAGUCACUUCACCGUGGAGGAAUACUAUCAGACCCGCUUCGAAGUGAAUGUUACCAUGCCUGCCUAUUUCUUCACCACGGAUCCGUUUAUCUACGGAAGGGUGAUGGCAAACUUUACCAGUGGUCUACCAGUAAGAGGUAAUCUCACAAUCAAGGCUACAAUCCGGCCAAUUGGAUACUUCAGCAACCAAGUCCUAAAUGAAAAGUAUCGUCUGGGUCGGUCACCCUUGGAGCAACUUAACCGAUACAAUGAACGAUGGCGCUACAAUAAUCCCAACCAGAAUCCGCAAGUGCAGUAUAAUGUGCCUGGACAACUGCCCCAGGACGGAGCAGAUCUGUCACAGGAUAUUCUGUACAGGAAUCAAUAUGUGGUCGAGCGACACUAUCAGUUCGACGAGGAGUGGCCAUUCUGGGUUAGAAAACCUGAGUAUCACGAUAGCAGCUACGAGGCGUGGAGUGGAACUUAUCGAAAGACCCUACCCUACCUGCGCUAUUUCAAUGGAACCUUCGACUUCAAGUGGCCAUUAAGAGAGCUAGAGCUGCUGGUGCCCAAUCUGGCCAACUCGGAAGUGUUGAUCACGGCCACAGUUGGGGAGAAGUUCUACGAUGAGAUCAUUAGUGGUUACUCCGUGGCCAGGGUGUACAAUUCCAGUCUGAAGGUGAUAUUCCUUGGCGAUUCUCCGCAGGUCUUCAAGCCCGCCAUGCCAUUUACCACAUAUCUAGCUGUCGAGUACCAUGAUGGUUCCCCAAUUGAUCCAAACCUAUUACGCCAGGGUUUAAUGGAAGUCUCUGGUUUCGUGGAAAGCCGCAAUGGCGGCAGGAGGGACUGGCCCGCCCAGCGAUUGCCCAUGUCGCAACAAAGUGAUGGCAUUUGGGAGGUGAAGAUAGACAUCCGGAAUGAUCUGAACCUGGACGAUCGCCCGCAAUCAAGAGAUUUCUUGAACGGCAUUCAAAAUAUGCGCUUGCACGCGAAUUUUGUGGAUCCGCGUGGUGAACGCAUUCAAACGGAGCUUCUUUUGGUGUCUCACUAUUCUCCCAGAAAUCAGCACAUCAAGGUCACCACCAGCACAGAGAAACCAGUGGUUGGAGAGUAUAUAAUCUUCCACAUCCGUACGAACUUCUACCUCGAAGAGUUCAACUAUCUCAUUAUGUCAAAGGGCGUUAUCCUGGUGAAUGACCGAGAAACCAUUACAGAGGGUAUCAAAACCAUUGCUGUGGUUCUGAGUUCCGAAAUGGCACCUGUGGCUACUAUGGUAGUGUGGAAAAUUAACCAGCAGGGACAGGUUGUGGCCGAUUCCCUCACCUUCCCGGUAAAUGGCAUCUCCCGGAACAACUUUACUGUAUACAUCAAUAAUCGUAAGGCGAGGACCGGAGAAAAAGUGGAGGUGGCCAUCUUUGGAGAGCCUGGCUCGUAUGUGGGUCUUUCAGGCAUCGACAGUGCCUUCUAUACAAUGCAGGCCGGCAACGAACUCACUUACGCCAAGAUCAUCACUAAGAUGUCCAACUUCGACGAGCAGACCAACGGAACUUAUAAGCACAUUUGGUACUCUCACGAAGGCAAUCCCGACGAGUUGGUGUACUUCCCCGCCUCGUCCUUUGGUGUCGAUGCAAACCGCACUUUUGAGUACAGUGGAUUGAUCGUUUUUACGGAUGGUUAUGUACCCAGAAGACAGGAUACCUGCAAUCGUACAUUGGGUUUCGGGGAGUGCUUGAGUGGACGUUGCUAUCGCCUCGAGAAGCAGUGCGAUGGUUUGUUUGAUUGUGAUGAUGGAACAGACGAGAUCAAUUGCCAUGUGAGAAAUGACACAGAGCUGUUGAACUACAGAAAAUACCGAUUUAAUCGCGUGCUGCGGCAUUAUGAGAAUGUAUGGCUCUGGAAGGAUGUGAACAUUGGACCGCAUGGUCGAUACAUCUUUAAUGUGGAAGUUCCUGAUCGUCCCGCCUACUGGAUGGUUAGUGCGUUCAGUGUGAGUCCAUCCAAAGGCUUCGGAAUGAUGAACAAGGCCUUGGAGUACGUUGGAGUCCAACCCUUCUUCAUAAACGUGGAAAUGCCGGAGGCUUGCAGACAAGGCGAGCAGGUGGGCAUCCGUGUCACUGUAUUCAACUAUAUGGUAACUCCCAUCGAGGCCAUUGUUGUGCUGCACGGCAGUCCGGACUACAAGUUUGUGCACGUGGAGGAGGAUGGCAUCGUAAGAUCGUAUAACCCCAGAACCAGCUUUGGUGAACACCAAUUCUUCAUCUAUUUGGAGGCCCAAGGCACCACGGUGGUUUACGUGCCGGUGGUGCCUCAGCGUCUCGGCAAUGUGGAUGUGACUUUACACGUGGCUACUUUGCUUGGAACUGAUACAAUAACACGAACACUGCACGUAGAGUCGGAUGGUCUGCCACAAUAUCGUCAUCAAUCCGUGCUUCUUGAUCUCUCGAACCGUGCCUACGUCCUAGAAUACAUGCAUGUUAAUGUAACCCAAACGCCAAUAAUUCCAUACCAGGUUGAUCGUUACUUUGUGUAUGGCUCAAACAAGGCUAGGAUAUCGGUAGUGGGCGAUGUGGUGGGUCCCAUCUUCCCCACCAUGCCCGUAAAUGCCAGCUCCUUGCUUUACCUGCCAAUGGAGUCUGGUGAGCAGAAUGCUUUUAGUUUUGCCGCCAAUCUCUACACGAUUAUGUACAUGCGAUUAAUUAAUCAGCGCAACAAAACGCUGGAGAAGAAUGCCUUUUACCACAUGAAUAUUGGCUAUCAGCGGCAGUUGAGCUUUAUGCGACCCGAUGGUAGCUUCUCACUGUUCCGUUCCGAUUGGAACAACUCAGAUUCGUCUGUAUGGCUGACCAGCUACUGUCUAAGGGUGUUCCAAGAGGCCAGCUUCUACGAAUGGGAGAACUUCAUCUGGAUCGAUGCCACCAUUAUUGAAAAGAACAUGCGAUGGCUUCUCCAACACCAGACGCCACAGGGAUCCUUCUACGAGGUCACGUGGCUGCCGGAUAGGAAGAUGAACCGCACAAACUUUGACAAGAACAUCACGCUAACGUCCCAUGUACUCAUAACUUUGGCCACCGUAAAGGAUAUCUCUGGCACUCUGGGCUCUCGAGUUGCUUUGGCCACCCAGCGAGCCUUGGCGUAUAUAGAACGAAAUAUGGACUUCCUGAGACACCAAGCGCAACCUUUUGAUGUGGCCAUUACAGCCUACGCCCUUCAACUUUGUAACUCCCCGAUUGCCGAAGAAGUAUUUGCCAUUCUGCGACGCCAAGCCAGGACUAUAGGCGACUUUAUGUACUGGGGUAACAAGGAAAUACCGCAACCUCCACGCAAGCUGGAGAAUCAAAAGUGGUUCUCGCUGCCGCGCCUGCCUUACGAAUAUGACUCACUGAAUAUAGAGACCACCGCCUACGCGUUAUUGGUUUAUGUAGCCCGCCGUGAGUUCUUCGUGGAUCCCAUCGUGAGGUGGUUGAACUCACAGCGCUUAAACGACGGCGGAUGGGCCUCCACCCAGGAUACCAGUGCAGCACUCAAGGCUCUUGUGGAGUACACAGUGCGGUCUAGGCUGCGCGAGGUUUCCUCGUUGACCGUGGAGAUCGAGGCCUCUUCGCAGGGCGGCAAAACACAAACCCUUUACAUUGAUGACACGAAUCUAGCAAAAUUGCAGAGUAUCGAGAUUCCGGACGCCUGGGGCACCAUCAAGGUUCAGGCUAAGGGUGCUGGAUAUGCCAUCCUUCAGAUGCAUGUGCAGUACAAUGUGGACAUUGAGAAGUUCCAGACCAAGCCGCCAGUGCCAGCCUUUGGACUACACACCAAGGCAAUCUUCCACGGCAGGAAUCAGUCGCACAUCUCUUAUGUGGCUUGCCAAAAUUGGAUAAACCAAAACGAGUCGGAGCGCUCAGGCAUGGCGGUUUUGGAUGUGGCCAUACCGACUGGCUAUUGGAUACAACAGCAAAAACUCGACAGUUAUGUGCUCAGCAACCGGGUCAGGAAUUUGAGAAGGGCUCGAUAUCUAGAACGCAAGAUUGUCUUUUACUUCGAUUAUCUUGACCAAGAGGAUAUCUGUGUGAACUUCACCAUAGAGCGUUGGUAUCCAGUGGCCAAUAUGUCUCGUUAUCUGCCAGUGCGGAUUUACGACUACUAUGCACCGGAACGGUUCAACGAAUCAAUAUUUGAUGCCCUGCCCACAUAUCUGCUGAACAUUUGUGAGGUAUGCGGCAGCUCUCAGUGUCCGUACUGCUCCAUCUACAACAUGGGCUGGCGCGCCUCCAUGUCCAUGUCCCUGCUCUUCUUCAGCGUGUUCAUAUACCUACUGCGAAGUCGCACGCACCUGGUCUUAAACAUGAUGCAACUGCUCACAUAGAAAGGAAUGAAUGCUAUUCACAAAAUCACCAUCGAAACACCUUGCUAAUAUUCGUAGUGUUUUUGUUCAUUUAUUGAGUGUUUACUUUUUAGUUUUUUGUUUUGAGUUGUAGUUUUUUGUUUGCCAACGAAAUUGCAUUCCGUCCAAAAAUGCUGGUCAACAUUUUGGUUAUAUUUUUAGUUCUUUUCAAUUGUACUCCCCGAAACUGACCCGCUGUAGAAUCGAAUGUACAAAACAGCAGUUAAACGUAUAUUAAUUUUUAUUUUUAUUGCUGAACAAAGAAUCUUCUGCCACCCGUAGCAGACCACAUAUAGCCACCUAAUGUAUCUUGUAAGUCGUAACGAACCACACUAUGCCUUAUCAUAGAGCGGGCUCCAAGUGUGGAAUGAAAAAUCAAUCAAUGUGUCUUUCACAAAAUGCCUUUAAUAGAUUUUAGAAAUCAUUAGCAAAUGUAUCUUGACAAAAGUUUUGCAUGCAUAUCGAAUGGAAAUUUAUCUAAUUUGUAUAAUCUAACUCUUGAAUAUUUGUAAACGAAAUGAAGAGAAACGUUGAGAAAACCGUCCAAUUAAUUUAUGCAAAUAAUGAAUCUGCAUAGUUUGUAAGUUUUAUACGUAUAUACCCUCCAUAUGAACCACAAUUAGUCUUUAAACUCCCUACACAAAUCUCACAUAGCCAUGUACAUGAAGCUAACUAAGCGAGGAACUGGGAAAUGUUUGUACACAACUUAAGAAUGUCGCUCCUUCCCGUACCAUAAGAAUCGAAACUCUUUGAAGUGUCUUGUGUUUUCUUUUGUAAUAAACAA
Messenger RNA from Drosophila erecta, 6294 nucleotides. RefSeq names its product CD109 antigen (gene Mcr). Bases 210 to 5492 code for a protein of 1760 amino acids. The transcript has 7 exons. Gene Ontology annotation, cellular component: extracellular region. The record is from RefSeq and is a predicted model, not a curated record. Lineage: Eukaryota; Metazoa; Arthropoda; Insecta; Diptera; Drosophilidae. Gene Ontology annotation, molecular function: protein binding; endopeptidase inhibitor activity.